Molecule: messenger RNA, 2516 nt
Organism: Papilio machaon (common yellow swallowtail)
Lineage: Eukaryota; Metazoa; Arthropoda; Insecta; Lepidoptera; Papilionidae
Exons: 15
Coding region: 36-2441 (801 amino acids)
Source: RefSeq, a predicted model, not a curated record
UUUAUCAAAAGGGAAUGUAAAUAGUCGAUGUCGAUAUGAUAGUUAUAAAUACACUAAUAUUAGUUGUAUUUCUUUUAUCAUACAGUGUUUUUGGGAAAGAAUACGACAAUGAUGAUGACAUGUACAUGUUCGUAUCACCUGACCAACACUUACGUACGCCGCGGCUCGAGGACUUCUUCUGGACGGGCUCCGGCGACGGGCCUCCGCCACCCGACAGCGCAGUCCCGGCGCCUUCGCCAUCCACACCUAUCGUACGCACCACUACCGUGCUUGCUACUGUCUACUUGGAUUCUUAUCCACCCCAGGCGGUGACAGACAAAACGACCGGUGACUGCAUAUUAAACUGUGGAGAGUUGAGCGUGCCUGACAGCUUGGAGCCCGAAAUACCCGAAGACCGUCGCUAUUGGUUGCUAACCGUCAUACAAGGUUCUACUCCAGACAGUCUACAACUGAGACUGGCAAGAUUGUACCAGAAAGCGUUCUUAAGGCAGCAAGAAAGACAUCUCGGAAUUAUAAAGUCUCUUGACGCUCCUACACCAAGAAAGAAACACGAUGUUCAUUCCUUUGUUGUUAAUAAAGAAAACAAUUUAAAUCUUUCCGCCAAUAGUUCUGAACCAGAAAAAUAUUUAGAUAUUAACAAUUCUUUAAUAAACGUCAGUGAUUUCGUACUGAGUACGGUUACAACUAUAUCUGAAAAUAUAUCUUCUAAUACUUCGAAUACCUUUAGUCGUGUAUAUCCAGAAAAUUUAGAAGCAGGCAACAAAUCCAAAAUAUCUGAACCUGAAAAAUUUAUUGAACCUACAAAGUUGAAUGACUCAGAAUUAUGGGUACUGGUAACACCAACCGUAAUUUUAAAGAAGAGAGAAAUAUCUAGAGCUGAAACACAGAAUGUUCCAGACCUUAUCGACAUACCUUUAGAAGUGGAUAAGAGCAAUGAAACAAUGUUAUUUAAGAGAGAGAUACUAAAACCUGAGCAGCAACCACCAGUUCGUGUUCAUAUCCAAAAUAUAACAGAGUCAUCUGAGACGGGUAGCGUGCAGAUAGUGUACGUAGUGCUGGUGGGGGGGCGUGCAGUUCCUGCCGCGGUGGCCGCACGCGAUAUGCGCCUCGUCAGAGAUGCGGAGGUGGCCAGCGAGCUGGGUGCUGCCGUCACUACUAAAGCAGAGCCGUACCUGAAGGCGGCGGAGGGGCUGGAGGGGGGUGAGGAGGGGGUGCACGGUGUGGAGUUGUGGGCACUCGCCGUCGGCGCCACUGUCGCGGUCCUCAUUCUGCUGGUCCUUAUCGUACUGCUGUGUUUUGCUCACAGACGUAAAUCAAAGAAAUCAGCAGCAUCAUUUCGAGCAUACCGCAACGAGCUGAUGAGGGAAGUGGAACGCAGUCAGAUGAAACAAGUGCAUGAAGAACGGGACGGGAAGCUUAUAAGUGUGGUAUCACCGAGUAGAACAAGACCCAGCAGUACGUUACUGCCGGUGUACAGAGCGGGCAGCGCUUCGGGUUCAUCCACCACGUCAUCGGGUGUGUCAGAAGUGGCAGCAGCUCUCCGCCGCAGACAGAGGAAACCGCACGCCCUCAAAAUGUCGCACAAGAAGAGAGUGGGCACUACUGACAGCCUGCUGGUGUCUGCUGGUCUGGAUAGCUCGGACAGUGCGCCCCCCACAGCGCCCCACACCCCCACCUCAUAUCUCUCAAUGCCUUCUAUAGCUGCAUUUCCCAGAGGUAACACAGUGGAGCCUCUAUCUCGUAUCCUGGAGCCGGUGUCGGUGCGUCACUUGGACAUGGACAGUCCUCCGCCAAAGCCCUCUGGUCAGCCGCGUCGUCAGAUGACGUCACAGCUAGUGCGUCUGGGCAGCAUCGAUAAAGACCCCGGGGUCAUUGGACCUCUGGUCUGGGACCUGCACUGUCAGAGGAUCAAGAGUGCAUCAAAAUCAAAGAGUCCAGUGAAACAAGUCCCUCAAGAUGUCGCGGGAGGUCCGUCGCGCAUGCGCCAGCGCUUCAACGAGCUCGUGGACGACGCGUUCACAUUGUUCGGCAGCGCGUCCAGCGCCUCACACGACACAUACACGCUGGAUAGAGAUGAUAGGAGAGGGGACACUGAGGUGGGCGUUACGCAAGCUCGCAACGACAACGUACGACUGGCCACAGUUGACACCGCACGGGGCCGCUCUGCUGGCGCAGGACGGGGAGGUCGUGCGGGGCCGGGCGGGGGCGAAGCGCCGCGGCCGCGCACCUCAUUCACGAGGGUAGGUGAGCCUCGCGCACCGCCAGCACGCGCCUGGGGACACACACCUCCACAGUCGUUAACAUCUCGUGUGCCGGUGGUCAAUCCGAGCAUAAUACUAGCUGAGGGUCGUUUGCCAGCAGAUGACCCAGCAUUGCCACUCAUAUCAGCCAUCAAAGACGAAAUAAAACGCGUCCGAGACAACGCUAGUAAUAAAACUUAGGCUAAGUUAACUUAGGCUAACAAUGUCUAUGAAAAAUUAAAGUAAAAUCAUUUGAAAAAAAAAAACAAUUUGAUA